AUGGCGCUAGAAAACACGGAAGUACUCCCCUCCCAACCCACCCCAGAAGCUGAGCAUAGCGAUGUUGAGAAACAACGUGCCGCAAAUUCCGAAGAGGGAUCCCAACCAAAAUCUAUAUUUAAAGGACUGGGCAUUCUUGAUCGCUUCCUUGCUAUUUGGAUAUUGCUUGCCAUGGCCAUCGGGAUAAUCCUGGGGAACUUCUCGAACGCCAGCCCGGCAUUGCAGAAAGGAACCUUCGUCGGAGUUUCUAUUCCUAUCGCGGUUGGCCUCCUGGUGAUGAUGUAUCCCAUUCUAUGCAAAGUGCAAUACGAGACACUACAUCGAGCCUUCAAAACGCGGGAAAUCUGGAUCCAGAUAGGCUUUAGUAUUUUUGUGAAUUGGAUCAUUGCGCCUCUGCUCAUGCUAGCCUUAGCAUGGGCUUUCCUCCCCGACGAGCCUGAGCUAAGAGAAGGGUUAAUCUUGGUAGGAUUAGCCCGAUGUAUCGCAAUGGUAUUGAUCUGGACGGGUCUUGCUGGAGGCGAUAACGACUACUGCGCAAUCCUCGUCGCCAUCAACUCGUUACUGCAGAUCGUCCUCUUUGCGCCUCUUGCAGUUCUUUUUAUCAAGAUAAUCAGUCGUUCUCGUGAUCAAGUGAGCCUUUCCUACUCCGUCGUCGCCAAAAGUGUGGCCGUCUUUUUAGGUAUUCCCCUGGCAGCGGCUGUCGCUACACGGUUCCUCCUCCGGAAGCUCGCUGGGCCCAAAUGGUAUGACAACGUCUUCUUGAAAUGGGCCGGUCCGUGGUCCCUCAUCGGUCUCCUGUUCACAAUCAUCGUACUAUUUGCUUCACAGGGGAAGCAAGUAGUGCGUCAGAUUGUUUCUGUUGUCCGCGUUGCGGCUCCACUGUUGGUCUACUUUGUGGUGGUCUUCUUUUGCACUUUGGCCAUCACGCGCCGUCUGGGGUUUGGCUAUAAGCUUUCCGCGACGCAGAGCUUCACAGCGGCAAGCAAUAACUUCGAGCUCGCUAUUGCAGUAGCUGUCGCUACAUUCGGCGCACACAGCAACCAAGCUUUGGCAUCCACCGUGGGCCCAUUAAUAGAAGUCCCAGUUCUUUUGGGUUUGGUAUAUGUUGUGAAGUUGAUCGCAAAAAGAGUUGGAUGGAAGGAAUAG
Ophidiomyces ophidiicola is the source of this 1146-nucleotide messenger RNA. It is a transcript of the gene ARR3, whose product is annotated as arsenicals resistance. Gene Ontology annotation, cellular component: plasma membrane. The transcript has 4 exons. NCBI's taxonomy places the organism in Eukaryota, Fungi, Ascomycota, Eurotiomycetes, Onygenales, Onygenaceae. The record is from RefSeq and is a predicted model, not a curated record. Gene Ontology annotation, molecular function: antiporter activity; arsenite transmembrane transporter activity; antimonite transmembrane transporter activity. Bases 1 to 1146 code for a protein of 381 amino acids. Gene Ontology annotation, biological process: arsenite transport; antimonite transmembrane transport.